AUGGAGCACCACGUUGACACGCUUCGAGAAGCAUGCGCUGACCCAGAUGCACUGUUUGCGAUUCCUCAUGAAGACCUGCUGCGCCUGAUCUACAGGGGAUUCUCAAUCGAUAUUGACCGCCUGAAACGGGCAUAUUCAAUUCGCGACAAUGGAUACUGUUUGCCUUCCUCGUCGUCACCCUCGAGAAUAAUCUACGAUGAAGACUAUGACGAGGUCAAUCGGACGCUGGUGGGGUUUCUUGCUUUGCGUUGGAUUCAUCUUGGACAAUACGACGAGUUUGUAGCUUCGCAGCCGCCUGAGGCUCGACUGACCAGGGAAUCAUUUGACUGGAUUCGGGAAUUCUACACGCAAACAGUUGCCAACUCGGAUACGCUCUACGUGCUGAUCGUGUCAAUCGUCAUCAAUGACCUUGGCAAAGACCCGCAACUUGCCUCCGACUACGGAAAGCUGACUGGCGAGGACAUCUCCGAGAUGAAUCACGAUGCAGUCCUUCUGGAGGCGUGUAACAUUGGUCUUGUUCAGUCUCUUCAAAACCUGCCAUCUCCAGACCAGGAGGAUGUCAUGAGUGCAAUCAAACUAGGCGCCACUUUCAAUUUUGGUCAGCUGGCCCAAGCAGAGAAUGCACCUAUCUGUCUAUCAAGUCUCCUGCAGAUGAAGGACAACCUACGCAGCUUUCACAUCCGGUUCAUGGAGCAACUACUCGACAUAUCUGGCGCAGCAGGCCACAUGGACUGGACCUGCGCCAAGAAGCUCAUCCAGCCAAUAUUUGAUUCCUAUCGCAAUGUCUAUGAUGCGUGCCAGGGUGUGAUAUCAGGAAGCCUUGAUCUUCGAGGUGCAUAUGACCUCGUUCUCAUUCGGCGAGCCGAGUUCCUUUACAACAAGGGCCUCCGGCUGCUUUGCGUGAGCGAUUCUCCGAGUGACCGCGCUGUGGCGCGCUUAUUGUGUAUGGGCAAUGUGGCAACUCUGGAGAAAGUGCGUUUGUUUGAAGAAACUUGGAAUGCUCUAGAGGACCCGUACCGGGAGGAUCUGGUACAUGCCUUGAAUAUCGAUGGCCAGAGAGGCAAGCCAGCAGUGCAGCCAACAUAUAUGCCUGCAUUUCUUACCCGAAUCACUGACAAGAGAGCGCUGCAAUGCGCUUUGCGAUACCUUUGUCGGAUUAUGAUUGCGAAUGAUUCCGAAGAUGAAUCAGUCGUCAUCAUAGAGAGGAGUGUGCUGGGAGUUAUGAAGAUGUACGUGGAGACUGGACUAUUCGAUAAGGAUCCUACGAUCUUGGAGAAUAUUGAUAUACCGGAGGGAGUAUCUGCUCAAUCAGAGUCAAGUUAG
Messenger RNA from Penicillium argentinense, 1323 nucleotides. RefSeq lists its product as uncharacterized. Bases 1 to 1323 code for a protein of 440 amino acids. The record is from RefSeq and is a predicted model, not a curated record. Lineage: Eukaryota; Fungi; Ascomycota; Eurotiomycetes; Eurotiales; Aspergillaceae. The transcript has a single exon.